AAAGACGUAGAACUUGUCCAACUUUGUCAGUAUAAAUACGAAAAUGGCUAAGCAAACUGAUCACAUUCAAAGAAAAAUUAAUUUUUCAAAGCAGUUAAUAUAAAGAGAGAAGCAAAGUUCGAGCACUAACGAAAUUUGGGUUGGGGGAUUGAUUUGUGCUGGAAAUUGAGCCAUUUGGAUUUGGUGGAAACGAUUGGACGGAGCUUUAAUUCUAUAUUAACUGUAAAAUCGUAUAUACUUGUAAGAGAAGCUUAAUUUGGACCUACAUUUGAACCAAACUGUACAGAUGUAUCCAAUGAAUAGGUUCAUGGACUCACAUCCUUGUCAAAGGAACCAAGUACCUUACAAUCUUCAUUAUUAUCCCCACUAUAUGAACAUUGAUCCAAUUAGAUCUCCUUUACCUUGUGAAUCUUGGCCUUGUGGUGGUAGCAAUUGGCAUCCUUAUCCACCCCAGAGUCACAGUUGCUGUAUCCAUAACAAUUCUCCGAGCCAGUGUGCCUUCAGACCUCCGUAUGCUUACCCUCCACCACCUACCUACAGCAACUGUGGUUAUCCUGCAUAUCCUGUGAUGUAUCCUACUCAUUAUGGUCCUCCUCCACAUAUUAAUGUGGAGCAGCCCCGAUACGAAUAUGAAAAGAAUAUGGAUAGAGAUCAUCACUGCUGUGGUUGUCCAAAUCAUCAAUGUGGUAGUAAGAAAGGAGGGAGCAAUGUCAAAAUAGAAGAACAUGACCGGGAUAAGAAAAACGAAAGCAACGAGUCAUUGGUUCCUUUUGGGUUCAAGAAUUGUCCUUAUCCAGUUGUGUGCUUACCACCUGAUGACAUGAAGAAUAGUGAGCGCAUGAAGCCUAAUGGAUCUAAUUGUAAAGAGGAGGAGGAGAAUCCUCAAGCUAUGAAGCCGUUUGGCGAUUUCAGGCCCCUCCAGCAACCAAAUGUCUGGAAUUUAUGGCCUUCUAAUCAUGGGAACAACUCGGAGUCACCAAAGCAAAGGGGAGAUUUGCCUGGAAAACAACAAGAUGAUGAUGUGAACAGGAAGCAGUUUCCAUUUCCAAUAAUCUGGAUGCCUUAUAAACCCGAGGAUGACAGAGAGAAAGUCAGUAAGGAGACCGAGUCUUGCCUCAUUGCUGAGAAGGAGCCAACCUCCUCCUCAAAUUUAACCAAACCAAUGUUGCAUGAUUCUGAAGACAAGAGCAGCACUUUUAAAGAAAAUGAAGUGAAUGGUGGAAGUGAAACCCAUGGAAAGGGACUGAAUAAAGAGUCUCUUGUAAAAACCAUUCCUGUAAAGCAAGUGGAGCAGAAUGAGGUCUUGGAUGGAAAAGAAGAGGAAGCUUCCCAGAGGCAUGAUAGUGAUGCUAAACAGAAGAAAAUCACUCAAGAAGGUAGUAAAAAGCAGUCCCCUUCUCCUACAAAGUCAUCCAAGUUGCCUCCUGUUUGUCUAAGGGUUGAUCCUCUGCCUAGGAAGAAAAGCAGUAAUGGCAAUUCUAGAUCUCCUAGUCCUCCUGGUGGGAAAGGGAAAUUAGUAGAAUCGAGCAGUGACAACUCCAAACCUCCCAUCUUAUCAAAUAAGAAGGAGCAUGUUCAACUAGACAAAUCAUCAACAACAAGCAUGCCGGAAAAAAACAUAGAAGUGGAGCCAAGUAAAAGCAAAACAAAAGUUGUUGAAGUUUCCCAAGGGAAGUCUAAAGAAGAUAAACUUCAGGAUCAAUGUACUUUUUUCCCUGAUCUGAAACGCCAGGCAAGGAGCCAAACUGGUGAGGUUGAUACUGGUAAAGCUACCAAUGAGCCAAAAGAUCUACCUGAUGGAGUAGCUGCAAAAGCUAAGCCCAGCAAUGAAGGACAUCAGAGAGGUGAGGCCAGAGAAGCAGCGAAUGGAGAUGUGGAUGCAGGCGAUGAGAUGAAAGGAGAAAAGAGGAUUCAACCGUCCGAUGAUAAGGCAGCUACCAUGAUUCAGUCGGCAUACCGAGGUUUCAAUGUACGGAGAUGGGAGCCUCUGAAGAAAUUAAAGCAGAUAGCCAAAAUAGAGGAGCAAAUGGCUGAGAUGAAAAAACAUAUUCAGGAUUUGGAGAGCUCAGCUGACAAUGGAGUCGACAACAAGCAGAGAACUAUUAUCACAGAAGUCAUAAUGGGUCUUCUGCUGAAGCUAGACACUAUUCAGGGGUUACAUCCAACUGUUAGGGAAUAUAGAAAAUCUGUUGCAAAGGAGCUUGUUAGCCUGCAGGAGAAGCUGGAUCUUCUGAACUGUAAGAAGCAACCAGCAGAAAGUGAACUGACUUUAACUGCCAAAUCUAGUGAGGAUAGAUGCACGACGGUGGUAGACAACGUUUCCUUGCAGGGCGGACUGGAGGCGCAAAAGUUGGAACGGGAUCAUGAAUUAGCUAAGGGGGAUGAAGGAAUAAAGUUUGAUGCAAAGGGACUUUCUGAAGAGAAGGCUCUUUUUGCAACAGAGAUGCUACCUAACUCUCAUGAUGUAGGCAAUGCAGUAUUGGAGGGAAAGGAAGAAAACAAGGACGUUGAGGAGGUAGUGGAGGACAUGUCGGGUGGCAGUGCAGUGAAGAAAGGAUAUGGGGCAUCAGUAAAACCUUUUGAAGUUGAAGAAAAAGCAGAUAAGUUACUUGAUGAGAAUGCAGCAGUAGUUGAGAAAGUAGAAGAGCAUGGAGGUGGUGUGGAUGAAUUGGAAGAACUCCCUCGAGGAGUCCUUGAUGAAGAGACCAGCGUUGAAGAUUCUGCUGAAAUCAAAGAAGACGUAGUCCUCCAAAAUGACAAAGGAGACCUUACUGCACUUAUCCCUGGAGAAAAAGUCUCUGAUACAGCGAGUCUAGAGCACCACCACUUGGAAGCAUUGGGUGAAACACCAGUCAUUUUGGGGCCCGAGAAUACACACAGUAGCAAUGGACAAGAAGACAAUGCAGAAAUUCUGGAAAGAGAUGCAGCAGUAGCGAUUGACACUCCCAAACGAGAGAUAGAAGAUACAAGACCAGUAUGUGAAGAUGUAAACAUAUCUGAUGUGGAUGAUAAGGUUGGUGUGGAGAAGAACGAAAAGGAGCUUGAACAACGUGGUAGUGCAUCAGAUGGUUUUUCAAUACCAUCACAGGAAGACGCAAUCACCACAAAGCAGCCUACAGAUACUACCAACACAGCGGAUUCAGAAACAGUUGGGGUUCUACAGGAGAAAAUGCAAAAUGCAAUAGACAGAGAUAGUGAAAUCCGUGAUUCAGGAAAAAACAUAGAACAAUCGUCAGAUACCGUUACCAAUGAUGAAGCUCAGGAGUACCUCAUUCAGGAUAAGCAGAAAGUUGGGGAGGAAAAUAAGGAGGUGCAAGGUGAGGAAUUACCAGCUCGCAAUGACGCUGCCGUCUCUGAACCUGAUGAUGAAGGCAAAGAGCACAAUGUGGAAGUUGAGCAGAGGCAUGAGGAGGAGAACUUCGAGAUGCAGGGGAAAGAACCAGUGGAGGCCGAUAAUGCUGCACCUGUGACUGAGGAACCAGAGGACAGAAGUAAAGCUAUGGCUACUCCAACAUCAGAAGCUGCAACUACCGGGACAAAGCUGUCAGGGGAGAAAGAGCUUGAUGAAGCAGAGGACCACAGCACAUAUACAUCAACAUGUGAUGCUUUGGAAGGUAAUUCUGCUGAUGCUUCUCAUUCAUUUGGUUCGACGCCUACUGAAGUACAAGUUAUGGGUACAAACGAGCUUAAAGAAUGGAAGAAAGUGGACAUAUCACCAUCAUCACCAACUGCUAGCCAAGUAUCCUGUGACAGUGAUGCGCUGUCUGAGAGCGACAGAAAACUUAUAGAGGAGAAUGAAAAAUUAAGGGAGAUGAUGGAGAAACUAAUCAAAUCAGGGAAUGAACAACUAAGUGCCAUAUCGAGUCUUUCUGGAAGAGUUAAGGACCUGGAGAAGAAAUUGUCCAAGAAGAAGAAGCUGAAAUUGAAACGAAAUAGGGUACCACCAACUGGAUCAGCCUGUGUAAAGCCAUUGAAUGACUCACUUAGAGAGAGAGCUGUGGGGUUGGCAAUGUAAGUUCAAAAAUCUUGGUGAUUCGUUUUGAUGUAAUAAUAGUUUGGUUCAUGUGGUCUGUUUGUGUUCCAUUGUAUGCUAUGUAUAAGUACGUCUUUGUCUGCUCAGUUGUUGUCCCUUCUGGUUUUGCUUCUUAUGCAAUAGAAGACUUCAAACUUGUUUGGCA
Solanum dulcamara is the source of this 4178-nucleotide messenger RNA. RefSeq names its product BAG family molecular chaperone regulator 6. NCBI's taxonomy places the organism in Eukaryota, Viridiplantae, Streptophyta, Magnoliopsida, Solanales, Solanaceae. The record is from RefSeq and is a predicted model, not a curated record. The transcript is spliced from 3 exons. Gene Ontology annotation, molecular function: protein-folding chaperone binding. The coding region runs from base 287 to 4015 and encodes 1242 amino acids. Gene Ontology annotation, cellular component: plasmodesma. Gene Ontology annotation, biological process: protein folding.